AGAGGAAAUUGAGCAGCAACUACAAAUUAAAUACUAGUGUAGUGAGAAGAUGAUCAACGGCGGGAAGAAUCCACCGGAUAUCGGGAUUCAGCUGCCAGAGAUGAAACUAACGGUCACGGAGAGCUCAAACGGUCCACCUGACGGAAAUGUUAUCCGGAAAGCUCAAGUGAUGCAACUGGUCCUACGGGCAUUGUGUCUUGUGACUUCAGUCACAGCUUUAUCGCUUAUGGUUACUGCCGAACAAGCUUCUACCAUCUCUGUCUUUGGUUUUAAUGUACCAUUGCACUCCAAGUGGUCCUUCUCUCACUCCUUUGAGUACCUGGUUGGUGUCUUGGCUGUUGUUGCACUUCAUUUAAUACUUCAGCUACUUAUCAGUGGAUCAAGACUUGUACGAGGAUCACCUAUUAUUUCUUCUCGAAAUCACGGAUGGCUUAUUUUUGCUGGGGAUCAGGUAUUUACAUUGGCGUUGAUGAGUGCUGGAUCGUCCGCAUCAAGUGUUUCCAGUUUGAAUCACUCGGGAAUUCGACAUACAGCUCUGCCAAAUUUUUGCAAACCGCUGCAUCGUUUUUGUGACCGUGUUUCCACUUCAAUAGUCUUCACUUUUUUCAGCUGCUUUCUGCUUGCCAUUUUAGUAGUUCUUGAUGUACUUUGGCUGUCUAGGCACUAAACUUAUUUGCUUCACUUAAUCUCAAUGCAAGUGAUUUAUGUUGUAAACCUUAAUGUGAACUUGUGGUCUCAUUGCAAUGGCCCUUGAUUUCUUGAUCAUAAUAUAAAUGUGGCUACUAGAAACUCACCACAACGUUUUAGAUCAAGACUCUUUUUUGGUGGAUGUGUAUA
Messenger RNA from Solanum dulcamara, 837 nucleotides. Its product is annotated as CASP-like protein 3A1. Bases 50 to 667 code for a protein of 205 amino acids. The record is from RefSeq and is a predicted model, not a curated record. NCBI's taxonomy places the organism in Eukaryota, Viridiplantae, Streptophyta, Magnoliopsida, Solanales, Solanaceae. The transcript is spliced from 3 exons.